AUGCUAGCCAACGUUUUUUCGGAGGCGAGCCACGCAAAUGGCCAUCUGCCACCAUUCUCCUUGUUGGGCACAGCCAAAGCUGAAAUUCUCCAAGAAAUUGAGUCGCAAUACGGAUUCAGAGGCGAAUUGAUUGAAGAUGUAUAUCCGUGUACGCCAAUACAGAAGGGACUCUUGUCCUUAACCACGAAGCAAGCUGGCGACUAUGUCAUGCACGCCACCUUCGAGUUGGCAUCUGGCGUGUCUCUGGAUACAUUUUGCGCCGCAUGGAACGAGGUCGUGAGCAGAAUGCCAAUUCUGCGCACGCGAAUCGUGCAUCACUCUACACUAGGCUUAUUACAAGUCGUCAUGAAGGAGAAAAUACGGUGGAUAAGGACAGGGCAGCUCCAGACGACUGGCCCUGAAGACGAAACUAUUGGGCAGGUGUUUGGACAAGACCUUUCCCGCUACACAAUCAUUGAACUUGAUAACGAAAAGACGCUGUUUGACUGGCGAAUCCACCACGCUCUGUAUGAUGGCUGGUCCUUGGCUCAAAUCAGCAGCAUGGUCAACCAAGCUUGCCAUGGCAGCCAGCUUUCGGAGCCGCGAGGUUUCAGCUCAUUUGUUCAGUAUGUCUUGGCGCAGAACUGCGACGAUUCUCAACAGUACUGGCAGUCAAUCCUUCAAGGAAACGAUUUUGUACAAUUUCCGACAGCCCCACCACCUACCUCCGAGCCCACGAGAGCAUUGAAGACGGAACACCUAUUCCGCAGGCCACAGACACGACCUCCGGGCAUCACAAACUCGACACUCAUUUCGGCGGCUUGGGCACUGGUUGCGGCUGGCCAUACGGGGUCGAAUGAUGUAGUCUUUGGCAUGACCGUCUCUGGACGAGACGCACAACUACACGGCAUAAAGGACAUCGCGGGACCUACCAUCGCCACGGUCCCUGUGCGUGUCCGCUUCGGCAAGACACAGCCGAUAUACACCUUGUUGGAAGCAAUACAGCGUGGAGCAGCUGAGAGAAAACCAUAUGAGCAAAUGGGCAUCCAGGCCAUUGCCGCGAUAAACGAAGACACGCAGCGCGCAUGCGCGUUUCAAACUGCUAUCGUGGUUCAGCCAGUUGAAAACGAUUUGUGUACAGAUCCGUUGGUUGGAAGCUGGCAAACCUCGUCGAAGGAGCAGGUGGUGGGAACGUACGCGCUGAUGCUGCAGUGCUACCUCUUGGACGAGGACAUCAGACUAGAGGCCAUCUUCAAUCCCCAAUCUAUCGAUACAUCCUUAGUGAGCAGGCUAUUGGAGCGAAUGGGCCUAGUGAUGGGUCAGUUGGCUGAGUCUACAACAACGUCGGGAAAGACUGUAGCAGAAAUUGAGACAAUGACGGCUGCAGAACAACAACAAAUUUAUAGCUGGAACAGCCAAGUUCCCGCAGCGGAGGAGCAGUGUAUUCACAAACUUGUUCAAGGCCAGGCUCUUCAGAGCCCCGAUUCGCCGGCCGUAUGCUCGUGGGACGGCACUCUCACAUAUCGUCAACUGGAUGAAUUUUCAACGGGUUUGGCUCAUCAUCUCAUAACAAAUUUCAAGGUUCAGCCUGGUGUAUUUGUCCCCAUGUGUUUUGAGAAAUCGAUGUGGACCGUGGUAGCCAUGCUGGGCAUCCUCAAAGCCGGAGGUGCAUUUGUUCCCCUCGAUCCAACGCAGGCAGUCCGCAGGCGAGACGGCCUUCUUAACCAGAUUGACGCGCAUGUCGUCCUGGCGUCUGAAAACUACGCAGAGACGGCCUUUGGUCAAGGUCGUACUGUUGUUGCUGUUGGCAAUCACAAUACUUCGUUAUGGGGAAAUGCAACAGCAGCAGCAGCCUCUAUUCGCGUGCCACCGAAUCCGACAUCAGCUGCAUACCUAAUUUUUACAUCUGGUAGCACAGGCGAACCCAAGGGCGUAGUAAUAGAGCAUCGAUCCGUAAGCACAAGUUGCCGCUAUAAUGGAACUGCAAUGGGAUUUACAACCACAAGUCGUGUUUAUCAAUUUGCGGCGUAUACAUUUGAUGUUUCCAUCCAAGAGACAUUAACGACGCUUAUUUACGGAGGCUGUGUUUGUAUUCCGUCUGAUGAGGACCGCUUGCGUGAUAUUGGUCAAAGUAUGAACUCGAUGAAGGUUACUUUAACCCUUUUGACGCCAUCAACGGCGCGACUUAUCCAGCCAUCAGCCGUCCCGACGCUACGCACCAUCGUCCUGGGAGGAGAAAAGCUGGCGGAUGCAGAUAUCAGGCAAUGGGCACCUGAUAAACAGGUCUAUGUCACCUACGGACCAUCCGAGUGUGCCAUUUCCUGCACCACGGGCCAGCUGGAUAAUGUCAAUUUGGCAGAAAAGAGAGGCCAUAUAGGCACUCCCCUGGGCUGCGUCACUUGGAUUGUCGACUCAGAAGACCACAACAAGCUCGCUCCAAUGGGCGCCGUAGGCGAGCUAUUGAUUGAAGGCCCGAUUGUUGGUCGAGGAUACUUGAACGAUGACCGCAAAACAGCGGCCGUGUUUCUCGAGCAUACUCGCUGGUUGGAGCAGGCAGGUCGCUCGGGUCGCUUGUACAAGACGGGUGACCUGGUCCGCUAUAGCGAGGACGGCAGCUUAAUCUUCGUCGGCCGAAAGGAUUCGCAGGUUAAAAUCCGAGGACAGCGCGUGGAAUUAGGAGAGGUAGAACACCAUCUGCGAGAAUGUAUGCAGGAUGCACGCGAGGUCAUCGUGGAAGUGAUCAAGCCAGCAGGAAAAGACUCGAAGCCAAUGCUGGCGGCUUUUCUAUGCUUGGAUACCGACCAAAUCCAAGACGGCGGUAGUAUACGGGUUAUUGAGAUGGAGUAUCAGCUCGCCGACCGCUUGCCAUCGUACAUGAUUCCGAGUGUCUGCUUUGCUCUAGCGGAGAUGCCUAAGACAAUAUCCGGCAAGACUGAUCGGAAACAACUAAUAGAGAUGGGACAGUCCUUCUCAGCCCAACAACUGGCGGAUAUGAAUAGUAAUAGCAACGCAAAGAAACGCCAGCCGACCACGGAGCUUGAAUUCAAGCUGCAAGAGCUCUGGGCACGCGUGCUUAACAUCAGCCCAGCCUCUGUGGGACUGGACGAUAGCUUCUUCCGCCUUGGGGGUGAUAGUAUAAGCGCAAUGUCAGUAUCCUCUGCUGCACGAUCUCUUCAGCUCAACAUCUCGACGUCUGAUGUGCUUCGAAAAAAGACUAUUGGGCGUCUCUUGUCCGAUAAAUCGACACUCACCAUGACUCAAUCGCCCUCUGUAACAGCAGACGAGCAACCUGGUCGCCCAUUCUCGCUGAGCCCCAUUCAGGAGCUUUAUUUACACUUACAGCCCGAUCCGGCAGUGUGCUUUGACCAAUGCUUUCUUCUUCGAGUCUCGCGGCGCAUAACACCGGCCGCCGUUGAGAAGGCAUGUAGCGCCGUGAUCGACCAUCAUCCGAUGCUCCGUGCUCGUUUCCGCCCAGGGCAAGGAGGCCGUUUAGAGCAAUUCAUCAGUAUUGAUAACACUGCUCCCUACGAGUUUUCCCAUUUCAGGAAUCUAAGCCCAAGCGACAUGGCCAAUGCCAUUGCCCAGGGGCGCGAGAAGCUGGAUAUUAAGCGAGGUCCGCUCUUUGUAGCAGCCCUUUUCGACGAUACUAAUGGUCAGAGUCUUUUCUUGGGCAUUCAUCAUCUCAUCGUUGACCUCAUGUCAUGGAGAAUCCUCCUCCAGGAUUUGGAGGAGCUGCUCACCGUGGGAUCGAUAGCUGCUCUGCCUGCCGUUACAUUCCAGACAUGGUGUACUUUGCAGGCGGAAUUUGCUGCCAAACAAUCUGCUUCUGAAUACGCUCUCCCGUUUGAGUUGAGGUCGCCAAUGCUCGACUACUGGGGGAUUGAUGCGGCUCGCAAUCUCUGGGGAGGCACCACAAGCCAGGGUUUCCGACUUGAGAGAGAUGUGACGGCCAAGCUCAUGGGUUCAUGCAACGAUGCCUUUCAGACACGACCGGUUGAACUCUUUGUAUCGGCAAUGAUUCGCUCCUUUGGUCUUGCGUUUACGGAUCGCAGCCUGCCACCCGUCUUCUGCGAAGGCCAUGGCCGUGAGCCGUGGGAUAGCAGCAUUGACCUCUCGCGUACAAUUGGAUGGUUCACAACCGCGUUUCCCGUUCAGCUUGCUGAUGGUGCCGAAAAAGACUUGCGGGAGACAGUUCGCCAGACCAAGGAUUGCAUUCGCAGCUUCAAUUCAAACGGAUGGCUCUAUUUCGCAUCGAGGUUUAUUGAGGAGAAUUCAGCCGAGGAAUUUAUGUCAUUGUUCCCUGUGGAAAUUGCCUUCAAUUACGUCGGUGCCUAUCAGCAGCUUGAGCGUGAAGAUGCCCUCUUUGAAAUACUCUCCCUGCCAGACGGCUCCAGUCCCGAGUCCGCUUCAUUGACAAGAAGAAUCUCGCUGUUUGAAGUUUCUGUAACGGUUGAAAAGGGUUAUCUAGACGUCACCUUUACAUAUCCAAAGGAUAUCCAGCAUCAAGCCAGUGUCACAACUUGGCUCAGGCAGUACGAGGCUACGUUGACACAAAUGGCCGACCUUCUCCCCGGCCGGGCUACGGAGUGGACCCUUGAGGAUUUUCCGCUAGCCUUCAAGAACUACAGUGACCUCGAUAGAUUCCGAGAAAAUUUCCUACCUCAGCUGGACGCUCUCCAAGCUAUUGAUGUUGAAGAUGUAUUCCCUUGCUCACCAAUGCAAGAGGGAAUGCUGAUAAGCCAAGCCAAAAGCGCGGAGAACUAUCGCGUGGCUUUGCUGCUAGAAGUUGUGCCUACUCGACCCGAGGUUAAGGUUGAUCUGGAUCGGCUACGAGAUGCUUGGAUACGUGUUGUUCAGCGACACGGUCUUCUCCGUGCCCUGAUUGUCGACACGCUUCCGGGAACUUCCCAAUUCACGCAUAUUUUGCUAAAGAACCCCGAGCCCAGCAUCACAUUCCUUCCAAACAGCGAUGGAGCCUCCAGUGUAGAGGCCUUCCGACAGCGGUACGGCCUCAACACUUACCAAGGGGGAGACCUCCAGCAUCAUGUUACUUUGUGCCAAGGGCCUAACGAUACAUCGGCGUACUUCUACCUUGAAAUGAACCACGCCAUCUCGGAUGGCUACACCCAGAAUAUCCUGUUAUCCGAUUUGCAAAAAGCCUACAGUGGUAGUAUCGAUUCAGCUGCUCCAUUAUACAAAGAUUACAUCUCUCAUCUGGCCAAGCAGCCAUACGAAGGAGGCCGCCGAUACUGGUCCGAGUACCUGACGGGCGUAGAGCCCUGCUACUUCCCCCAGCUACGAGAUGGCAGUCAGAAGGAAGAAGCCGGGCACAGCGUCAUCCGCGUGCCAGAUCUGGAUGCUAAGAAUAUACUUGCCUUCUGCGCAGAAUGGGAGGUGACGGUGGCGACAGUCGUCCAGGCGGCGUGGGCACUCAUCUUAAGUCGAUACAGCGGCUCCACCAUGACAUGCUUCGGAAAUCUUUCCUCGGGACGUGACUUGCCUAUUGAUGGCGUAGAUAAUAUUGUUGGCCCUUUGAUCGGCAUGUUAACGUGCCGUGUCGACCUCGCCACAUCACGAACUGUGCUUGAGCUGCUGCGAGAUGUUCAGGAAGACACCUGGAAGAGCUUGCCAUUCCAGUCAUUUCCGCUGUCUGCCGUCCACUCUGAGUUGAAACUUGGAGCCAUUGCCCUCUUUAACAGCGGAGUCUCUUUCCAAAACCAUGGCGGGAAAGAUGAAGCGGAUGCCAGCGAAAUCCAGUUUGAGUAUAUAGAUCAACUGGAUCCAACAGAGUACGACAUACACAUCAACGCUGUCGCCAGCGACACAGGACUUGCCGUCGCAGUAUCAUAUAGCCACCACAUCAUGACUGCGACGCAAGCAGCGCGGGUUGCGGAAAGCCUGAGCGUCGCAAUGUCUGCCCUCACCACGCAACCGCAUGGGAGCGUGCACGAUCUCGAAAUCAUAGGCCCUUCGGACAUAGAACGCCUAUGGGACUGGAAUCGCAAUGUGCCAGCAGGCAUUGAGCGUUGUGUGUAUGAACUGAUUGACGAUCGGACAGCCCAGCAUCCAGAAGCACCAGCCAUAUGCGCCUGGGACGGCAGUGCGACGUAUGCCGAGUUAGACCAAUUAUCGACAAACUUGGCUGCCCAUCUUCAAUCCAAGGGAAUUGGCAAGGAGAUGUUUGUGCCCAUGUGUUUUGAAAAGUCGAUGUGGGCUGUGGUGGCUAUAUUGGGAGUGCUUAAGUCCGGAGGCGCAUUUGUCCCCUUGGAUCCGUCGCAGGCCCCAAGUCGCCGAGAGGGUCUUCUAGCUCAGACUAACGCAUCUUUAAUCCUUACCUCACCAAAGUAUGCUGAUCUUCCGUUUGGCGCAAAUCGCGAAGUUAUCUCUGUUGGCCCUGAAAGCGCUUCAGCAUGGGCGAAGACAAGUGCAGCCUCUCUGACUCCGCCCACGCCAACCAACGCUGCCUAUAUGAUAUUUACGUCUGGAAGCACUGGAGAGCCAAAGGGAGUAUUAAUCGAGCACCAGUCAGUAGGAACUAGCUGCUGGGCUCAUGGAGGUAGGGUUGGCUUCAAUGCGUCCUCGCGUGUGUUGCAGUUUGCCGCCUAUACCUUUGACGCGUCCUUGAUGGAUGUUUUAACAACUCUUAUAUAUGGAGGCUGCAUUUGUAUACCAUCAGAGGAGGACCGCUUGGUCAAUAUGGCCCAAUGCAUUGAUACAAUGCAGAUCAACCUGGCCUUUUUAACGCCAUCUAUUGCACGUCACAUCGAGCCGUCGAGCGUACCCACUUUGCGGACACUGAUCCUCGGAGGCGAGAGAGUCGCAAACAGCGACUAUACCAUGUGGAGUGAUGAGCAGCGAACACUUCUGAAUGGCUAUGGCCCCACUGAGUGUUCUAUUGGAUGCAUGGUGAACACCAUGGACUCGAAUACUGUGGAUCAGGGAUGCAUAGGCAAGGCUGUCGGUUCAGUCAGCUGGAUUGUCGAUGCUGGUGACCACAAUAAGCUUGUGCCAAUUGGCGUGGUGGGUGAGCUGCUAAUCGAGGGGCCAAUUGUUGGUCGAGGAUAUCACUGUCGUCCUGAGAAGACAAACGAGGUCUUUAUUCAAGAUCCCUACUGGCUAACUCGAGGCGUGCCUGAGAUCCCUGACCGCAGCGCAACACCCGGCCGCCACGCUCGCCUUUACAAGACUGGCGACUUGGCACGAUAUAAUGAAGAUGGUAGUGUGAGCUUUAUUGGGCGCAAAGACAACCAGGUCAAGAUCCGUGGCCAACGUGCUGAACUGGGAGAGAUUGAGUACCAGGUGCAGCAGUGUCUGGAUGCCCAUCAGAUUGCUGUCGAAGUCAUUUUGCCAGCAAGUGAUGCAUCAAGUGCCAUGUUGGCAGCCUUUGUAUGCAUUGAAGAUGCCAAGUCAGAUGCUGUUGAUACCGCUGGUGCCUGGGCCCAAGUGGAUGAUACAGUUGGCGUCUGGAUUGUUACUGUGCCACCUGAAGCAGAAGAACAGCUUGCUCGCCAUCUGCCCAGUUACAUGGUUCCAACGGUCUAUUUCAAACUCAUGGUAAUGCCCAUGACAGUUUCUGGUAAGAUAGACCGAAACCGAUUGCGUCAGAUUGGCGCUUCGUUUUCUGUUCAACGGCUGGCAGAGUUGCGCGGCAUUGCCUUGGGCACGAAGCGGCAACCCACCACUGACGUGGAAAUCCGACUGCAGCAGCUUUGGUCUCAGGUGCUCAAUAUCAGUGCUGAAGUCAUUGGACUGGACGACAACUUCUUCCUCCUCGGCGGUCAAUCUAUUUCUGCUUUAAAGCUGAUUACAGCAGCUCGCUUGACGGGCCUGCAGUUUUCCGUUGCCGAUGUGUUUCAGCAUCCAAAACUGCACAGUCUGGCCAAGGUAUUGUCAGAAGUAGCCAGAAGUAGUGACAUAGAGGAGGUGCCUGCCUUCUCACUUCUUGGCAGUAGCCCGGACGUGCCGACCUGGCGGGCGGAUAUAGCUAAGAGCCUGAACCUUGAGACAGCCAUGAUUGAGGACAUGUAUCCCUGUACCGCCCUUCAAGAAGGACUGAUGGCGCUGUCGGUUAAAAAUUUGGGUGAUUACGUUUUGCAGCAAGUCCUGGAUUUGUCAGAUGUUGACAUGAGUGCGUUCAAGGAUGCCUGGGAACAAACGGUACGGAGCAACCCAAUUCUUCGGACGCGGAUUGUCCAGCAUAGCAAACUAGGGCUUCUUCAGGUGGUCGUAAAAGCGUCAAUUCGAUGGGUUCAAGCACGCAAUGUUGACAAAUACCUACGGGAUGAUCUAUCGCUGCCCAUGGGUCUAGGCCAGCCACUGGUGCGGUAUGCGUUCAUCAAUGACGGUUCCUCCAGUCAGGGGCAAUUCGUCUUCACGAUACAUCACGCCCUAUACGAUGGCUGGUCUCUGCCACGAGUGCUGGCUUCAGUCAAUCAGGCAUACAACGGCAAAACGCUUCCGCGGAACCCUGGCUUCAACAUUUUCGUAAAGUAUCUCAUGGAGCACGGCGAAGACGAUACUGAAGCAUACUGGCAAUCGAUGUUUGCGUCGUGCGAACCACAAGCAUUUCCAACACUUCCCACUUCUAUCCAAGAACCUAAAGCCGAUUCCACUGCCGAUCACCAGUGUGCGCUGCGUCUUCCAGCCCAUAGCGAUAUUACUCUAUCAAAUCUGGUUCGAGCUGCGUGGGCGAUUGUUCAUCAGCAGCGCACAGGUUCCACAGACGUCGUAUUCGGUGCCAUUCUUUCUGGUCGUAAUGCACCGGUAGUUGAUAUUGAAAAUAUCGUCGGACCAACAAUCGCUACCGUUCCAGUUGUGGUCCAUGUCCAGCCAACUCAAUGUGUAUCCGCGUUUUUGCGCGAAGUGCAAGAUGCUUCCAUUGAGAUGAUCCCGUAUCAGCAUAUUGGUCUACAACGCAUUGCCAAGAUAGACGCAGGCACUCAGCGAGGAUGCAAUUUCCAGACGCUGCUUGUUGUGCAGCCUCCGGACGAAGGGCUGGCUGACAUUGACAGCCUUGGAGAGUGGCGAUUGGCAUCCGGCGCCGACAACUUUUCUUCAUAUGCGCUUACUUUGACCUGCGGCUCAGAUAACAAUGGUGUGAAACUGAAUGCCAACUUUGACUCGAGGGUAGUUGAACCCUGGCUGAUGAAGAAGAUGUUGGAAGAGCUGGACUUUGUCAUGCAACAACUGGUACGAGAGGGAGCUUCGUAUCAGACAUUGGGCAACAUUGACACGCUCACGCCCUCUGAACGAGAGGAAAUCUGGUCAAGAAACACCAGCGUGCCCGGCGUGGAGCGGUGUAUUCACGACUUGAUCGGUGAACAGGUGAGGAAGCGUCCACAAGAGCCGGCAAUCACCGCGUGGGAUGGCCAAGUAUCCUAUGAAGAGCUCGACGAAUUAUCCACGCGCCUAGCCCAUCACUUAAUAAAACUAGGCGUCACACAUGAAUCUUUCGUACCUCUGUUUUUCGAAAAAUCCAUGUGGACAAUCGUGGCCAUGUUGGGAGUGUUUAAAGCUGGCGGCUCCUUUGUGCCAUUUGAUCCUGCGCACUCCUCCCGGCGCCGACAGAAUCUCUUGCUUAACCAGACCAAUGCCACCAUCGUUCUGAUGUCUGCCAAAUAUUCAGGUUCCAUUCCGGUUGGCACUGGCCGCAAGGUUGUUACUGUUAGCGGCAGCGAUGCGGCGGCAUGGGAACCUGUAUCGCGAGCUGUUCCAAUAAUUAUGCCAACACCUUCAUCCGCUGCAUACAUGUUAUUCACAUCUGGAAGUACCGGAGAGCCAAAAGGUGUGGUAAUUGAGCAUCGCUCGUUAAGCUCUAGUUGCUGGUAUCACGGCGCCAGGGUUAGAUUCGACACAUCCUCACGCGUAUUGCAAUUUGCGGCUUACACGUUUGAUGCAUGUAUAAUGGAGAUUAUAACCACUCUUAUUUACGGAGGAUGUAUUUGUGUUCCGUCAGACAAAGAUCGUCUUGAAAACCUUCCAGAGAGUAUGAGUGCCAUGGGCGUGAAUCUGACAUUCUUAACACCCUCUGUCGCGCGCCUCAUAAAGCCUGCCUCCGUGCCAAGUCUCCAAACGCUCAUCUUGGGCGGAGAGCGAGUUACUGAAGACGAUGUUAAGAGAUGGGAACACCGACAGCCGCCAGUACAACUUUACAAUGGCUAUGGUCCUACAGAAACUACUGUAUUCGCUGUAAUGGACGAGCUCAGCUCGCAGAGACCCGUCGUCAUUGGCAAGUCUGUGGGCUCGGUGAGCUGGAUUGUCGACGCCAAUGACCACAACAAAUUACUACCCAUUGGUGCGGUUGGCGAGCUUGUGGUUGAAGGACCCAUUGUUGGCCGAGGAUACUUGCACGAUGCCGUCAAAACCGCCGCGGCUUAUAUCGAGGAUCCUGUCUGGCUCUUGUGUGGCGCCUCCACCGGCGGCAUACCUGGUCGCCACGGCCGAGUCUAUAAAACCGGUGACUUGGUACGAUAUACCGAACAAGGCAGCUUGAGCUACCUGGGCCGCAAGGAUAACCAGGUCAAGAUCCGCGGGCAGCGGAUAGAGCUGGGAGAGGUGGAGCACGGCUUGGCGGAAUGCAUACCGGACGCCCGUCACAUUGUUGCAGAGAUCAUCGUGCCAGAAAGAGAUGGCUCAAGUCCAAUGCUGGUGGCCUUUAUAUGCAUCGAGAAGGAAGGAAGUGAUAUAGAAGCCAUGGCGAUAUCGGCCGACAUGGAGACCCAGCUGAGAUAUCGUUUGCCGGGCUACAUGAUGCCCAGCACGUACUUCACCCUUACAGAGAUGCCAACCACAACCUCCGGCAAGAUUGAUCGAAAACGCCUACGUGAAAUGGGCGCCAGUCUUUCGGCUCGGCAGCUCUUAGAGACAAGCAAUAGUGGUGAGAAACGCCAGCCCACUACCGACGUUGAGCAUCAACUGCAACGACUUUGGGCUAGGGUACUCAAUUUGACUGAAACGAUUGGCCUUGACGAUAGCUUCUUCCUGCUCGGCGGCGACUCUAUUGGCGUCAUCAAGUUGAUUGCAGAGGCCAGCGAGGACCAUCUAUUGCUUUCAGUUGCGGAUAUCUUCCGAUAUCCAACACUAGCGCAGAUGGCCCAAAUAGCAGUCCCGCAAGAUAAAAAUGGCCAGUCCCUGGAUUAUGCGCCAAAAUUCUCCCUGAUUGAGGAUGUUGUGGAUGUUUCCCUCUGCUGCGAUGAUAUUGCCGAUACCUUGAAGGUUGAUGCAUCGCAGAUUGAAGAUGUCUAUCCUUGCACUGCUCUUCAGGAGGGACUUGUUGCGUUGACAACCAAACAACCCGGUGCCUAUGUAUGGCAAAAGGUCUUGAGAAUGUCUUUGGAGGUCAACUUGGACACGUUUCGUCAGGCCUGGGAGCAAACCGUGCAAGCGAUGCCGGUUCUUCGUACGCGAAUCGUCCAGCAUGAACGGAUUGGCCUACUCCAAGUAGUGCUAAAGGACGGAAUUCGAUGGAUCCAGGCAGACGACUUAGACGGCUAUCUCAAGCAAGAUCAAUCGCAACUGAUGGGUCUUGACCAACCACUGGCCCGUUAUGCAUUGAUAUUCGAUGCAUCCACGCAGCAAAGAUGGUUUGUAUGGACCAUCCAUCACGCACUUUACGAUGGCUGGUCGCUACCGCAGAUCUUGAAAACGGCUGAGGAUGCAUACCAAGGCAUUCAGAUCGUCCAGCGGCCGAGCUUCAGCCUCUUUGUCAAAGACGUCGUGGCAAUGAAGCGCAGAGACGGCGCAAGAAAGUACUGGGAGUCACUGUUCGCAGGCUGCAACCCGGAGACGUUCCCGCCAUUGCCUUUGCAGACGUCUAUACUGCACGAACCUAGGGCAGACUCAGCUGUCGACCUUGAUUGCCCGGUUCCCAACACGCCCGGCAACAUCACUCUAUCAACAUUGAUCCGAGCAGCCUGGGCCCUGGUCCUGCACCACCACACGAGCUCAGACGAUGUGGUCUUUGGCGUCACUCUCACUGGACGAAAUGCGCCGGUAGCUGGCAUCGAAAAUAUCGUUGGACCAACAAUAGCGACGGUUCCUGUCGUAAUUCGUACUCACCUGAAGCAGUCAGUGGCUGCAUACUUGGACCAGACACAAGGUGUCGCCGUGGACAUGAUCCCCUACGAACAGACGGGUCUCCAGCAGAUUGCAAAGUUUAACGCUGAAACCAUGCAGUGCUGCAAGUUCCAAAAUCUACUGGUGAUUCAGCCUGUAGACGAUAACCUCUCCACAAACGACAGUGUCUUUGGGGAGUGGGGAGGAUCAGCAGCCGCCGCGGAAAGCUUUUCAUCAUAUGGCCUAGUGCUGGAAGUAGAACUCGGUGCGAACAAGAUUAAUGCGGCGGCUACCUUUGACUCGAGGAUGAUCCAGCCAUGGUUGGUGCAUAAAUUGCUUGAACGACUGGCAAGUCUGAUGCAUCAACUCGCCGAGGCACAACCCGAACAGACACUUGCGGAACUCAACAUGGUAACGCCCCAGGACCUGAAGCAGGUGUGGGACUGGAACAAGACGGUGCCAGAACCAGUGGAGCGAUGCAUCCAUGACAUGGUUGACGAAUAUAUUGAAAGCCAACCCGAUGCAAUCGCCGUGAACUCUUGGGACGGAGAUCUAACUUACGCCGAGCUCGGAGACCUGUCGUCUCGACUAGCUCAACGACUAAUGAGCCUUGGAGUCGGUGCCGAUGACGAUGCCAUUGUGCCGCUGUGCUUCGAAAAGUCACGCUGGGCAGUAGUGGCAAUGCUGGCUGUGCUCAAGGCGGGCGCCGCCUUUGUAAUGCUUGAACCUUCUCUGCCAGAGGCCCGUCUUCUCUCCAUCGUUGAGCAGACUGGGUCCAAACUGGUUGUUUCAUCUAUUGAGCAAGCCGCAACACACCCCGAUCUUGCGGAGACAACCGUUUGCAUUGGGCCCGGCUAUCUUGGUAGCCCCCCAGAAUCAUCCGUUGUCCCUAUUAUCCAACAGAAUCCUUCUUCUACCAUGUAUGUCAUCUUCACUUCCGGCAGCACUGGGAAGGCCAAGGGUGUGCUUGUUACACAUCGUGCCUUUUGCUCUGCUACCGUCUACCAAGCCGGUCGAAUAGGAUUUGUCAAGUCUAUGCGGUCGUAUGAGUUUGCAUCUUAUUCAUUCGACGCGUCAAUCGAGGUCAUCUUCUUUAGCCUGGCCACCGGCGGCUGUCUUGUUGUGCCGUCCGACUGGGACCGCAAAAACAACCUGACUGGCUCACUGGUAGCGUCCAAGGCAGAGUUGGUCGAUAUAACACCAUCUAUUGUCAGGACGUUGGACCGUGACCUGCUGGUCGACUUGAAGGUCGUUAUCAUGGGUGGAGAGCCUGCCAAGAAAGAAGAUGUGACUGGUUGGCACGACGGUAUGUAUGCCGUCGUUACAUACGGCCCGUCCGAAUGUACCCCACAGUCCAUGGUCAAGCGCAGCUUCACCAUGGAAGAUGAGGCGACCAAUAUCGGCUAUGCUGCAGGAUCAGUAACGUGGGUGGUUGAUGCAACUGACAGCAAUCGGCUUGUCCCUGUCGGAGCCAUCGGAGAGCUCUUGUUAGAGGGCCCGAUUGUCGGCAAAGGCUACUUACAUGACCCAGAAAAGACCGCCGCCGUCUUCAUCCAAGAUCCGUCUUGGCUGCUGGAUGGCGCUCCUGGCCACCCCGGUAGACAAGCCCGCAUCUAUAAAACGGGUGACUUGGUGCGAUAUAACGCCGAUGGUAGCAUGAACUACAUUGGCCGCAAGGACAACCAAGUCAAGAUUCGUGGACAGCGUGUAGAGCUGGGAGAAGUCGAGAACCAUAUCCUGGCUUGCGUUAAUGGUGUCCGUGAGGUUGCCGCCGAGGUUAUUCUACCAGCUGGCGAUGGCGCAAGCCCUACACUGGUUGCAUUCCUCUUAAUGCAGGAGGAUUAUAUAUUGGAAGAGACUGCCAACAGCAACUCGUAUGAGGACGGGGAUUUACGAGCCCGCGUGCUAAGGAUCUCUGCUACAGCAGACGGGUACUUGACAGAGCGACUACCGAAAUACAUGGACCCAGCAAUAUACUUUACUCUCAAAGAGAUGCCCGUGAACAGCUCGGGAAAGACGGAUCGCCGGCAGCUUCGCGCCAUCGGAGCCAACUUCUCGACGCGAGAGCUUGCAGAGAAACUAAGCGGAUCCAGCCGCAACAAGCGCAAGCCUUCUACGGCGAGAGAGCUUGUACUCCAGGAGAUUUGGGCACGUAUCCUCAAUAUCGAUGCAGCUACUAUUGGCGCCGAUGAUAGUUUCUUCCAUUUGGGCGGUGACUCGAUCGGAACGAUGCGGCUUGUGGCAGCAGCCCGCCGCGUUGAUAUCGCCCUUUCCGUUGCUGAGGUCUUCCGUAAUCCCCAACUAUCUGCUCUAGCAUGCCUAUCAUCUGGCGUUUCGUCCAAAGCACCAGAGAAGCUGGAGCCAUUUUCAUUGCUAGGCGGAGAUGGCAACGAGGAAUAUCGCAACCGUAUCGCUGCCGCUUGUGAUCUCAGCCCAGAGCUGAUCGAUGAUGCAUACCCGUGUACGCCACUACAAGAAGGUUUACUUUCUCUGACGGCCAAAUCUGCCGGUGCCUAUACUACACGCUCUGUUCUAACUCUGUCGGAAAAUGUGGACAUGGAUCUUUUCCGUCAUGCUUGGGAACAGGUCGCACAAAGGCUACCAAUCCUACGCACACGCAUCAUUCAAGAUGUAGAGCUCGGCCUUGUCCAGGCAGUCAUUCAUGAAGACAUACAGUGGCGUAGCGGAAAUAACCUUGAUAAAUUCAUCCAAGACGAUGCCGCCAAGCCAAUGGGCCUUGGCCACUCACUCUGCCGCUAUGCUAUCAUCGUGGAAGAAGAAGGGUCGUCAAAGCAAAGGCGCUGCUUAUUCGUCUGGACAAUACACCAUGUUCUGUACGAUGGCCAGUUCUUUGGCCAGAUCCCUCAACUCGCCUAUCAAAUUUACAAAGGUUUGCCGCAGCCAAGCUUCAAAGACUUCAAGUACUUUUCAAGAUAUAUCAAGAACAUGAACAUGAAUGCUGUGGAUACAUACUGGCGGUCUGAAUUCAACGGCUAUGAGUUUACACCAUUCCCUGCGUCUCUAUUAACAUCAGAGCCCGUGACAGCUAGCUCUGUUGUCCGGCGUCAGCUUCAUCUUCCGCCCAGGGCAGAGUCUGACAUUACCGCAGCUUCCCUUGUCAGAGCCGCUUGGGCGUUAACUAUGGGAGCCUGUUCCAACUCGGCUGACGUCGUCUUUGGAGUUACAGUCACUGGGCGCCAGUCGGAUUUGGCUGACGUUGAGGAUAUUGCGGGACCGACGUUUGCCACGGUGCCGGUACGAGUCCAACUGCACAAGACGCAGACUGUGACAGCGUAUCUUCGCCAGGUUCAAGAUCAAUCUAUCAAGAUGAUCCCCUACGAGCAGGCAGGGUUACAACGAAUUAAGAAUGUCUCUCAAGAGGCCCGGCUUGCUUGUCAGUUUCAAACCCUCCUUGUUAUUCAGCCAGCUCAAGAGGAGGACGCGUAUGCGUUGGAUAAAGAACUCGGUACCUGGGCAGGCGACAUGGAUAUUCAGAACUUUGCGUCAUAUGCCCUUAACUUAAUCUGUACCAUGAACGCUGAUGGCGUAAUGGUUGAUGCUAUUUUCGACCCGGCCGUUGUGAGCAAGUGGGUUGUGGAAGCCAUGACGGAGCGUCUUGGCUGUGUGAUACAGCAGCUAGCAUCUACUACCGCAGACAGCACUUUGGCCAAUAUCGAUACUCUUUCGGCCGCCGAUUAUGAGCAGAUAUGGUCGAGGAAUGCCAAAGUGCCCGCGGCAGUAGAGAGAUGUAUACACACGUUAAUAGGAGAACAGGCAACUAUGCAGCCCAAGGAGAUGGCUGUCUGCGCCUGGGACGGGAAGCUCACAUAUGCCAAGCUAUACGAAAAGUCAACACGCCUGGCGCAUGUCCUGGUAGGUCUUGGAGUUGGUAAGCAGCAGCCAUUGGUGCCUAUGCUUUUCGAAAAAUCAAGGUGGACAAUUGUCGCCAUGUUGGCGGUGAUGAUGGCUGGUGGUGCUAUUGUUCCAAUCGAUCCUUCGCAACCAGCAGAUCGAAGAGAGCGCCUUGUAUCGCAGACUGGUGCUAAGCUGAUUGUUACCUCGGCUCAGUUUGCCAAGAUGAUGACAAGACCUAGCCGAGUCGUCGUUGCCGUCAGUGAGAAGAACGUUGCAAUUCUACCAGAGCCGCCGCGAAGUGCAGUUCUGGCACCUGUUGAGGCACAGAUGACAGCUUACAUCAUGUUCACAUCUGGAAAUGACGGACAACCGAAGGGCGUGGUCGUGGACCAUCAGGCCAAUACUACUAGUUGUGUGAGUAACGCACAAUCGAUGAAGAUUAGCACCCACACCCGCUUAUUGCAAUACUCGCCAUAUUCCCUUGAUGUCAGCAUGUUGGAGAUUUUCGCAACCCUUGCGCACGGAGGCUGCGUCUGCGUGCCGUCGGAAGACCAGAGACUUAACCAACUGGAAAGCUUCAUCAAUGACAACAACGUCAACUUCUCUAUUUUAACUCCCACUGUGAGCCAGCUGCUUGAACCUAGCCGGGUUCCAUCACUAUCAACAGUAAUCCUUUCUGGUGAGACCUGCGAGGAUCAAGUCUUUGGUCGGUGGAUGCAUUGCGCUUUGGUUUGCAACGCAUACAGGCAUACAGAAAGCACAAUGUGCUCACUUCACAAGUUCGGCAUGGCCAUGUCGGGCGGCUUCUCCCUCGGCACGGCUGUGGGUGCGGUGUUCUGGGUUACGGUAACGGGAGAUGUAAAUCGACUGGCGCCGCCAGGGGCUAUUGGUGAGCUUGUCAUUGAAGGUCCAGUGCUGGCACAAGGUUACCUGAACAAUCCAGACAAGACAGCAACUUCAUUCAUUCAAGACCCGGCUUGGCUUCUACGCGGUGCUCCUGGCCACAAAGGCCGGCGCGGCCGUCUUUAUAAGACAGGUGACUUGGUCCGGUACAGUGAAGAUGGAAGCCUCGUAUAUCUUGGACGUCACGAUAGUCGAGUCACUAUCCGUGGGCAGCGCGUGGACCUAGCAGAGGUCGAGUACCAAGUCAAGGCCAGUAUUCCGGGAGUCCAAAGGGCUAUCGCCAAAGUCAUGAUGCCGAGCGGCGAUGAAGCUAGUUCUAUGUUGGCGGCAUUCCUACUCAUGGAACAAUCACCGGAUAGACCCAAGGGGGUCCAAGUAAUGACUGUCUCUGCCGCAUUAGAUGACGAGUUAGCGGAGCGGCUGCCAGCACACAUGAUCCCCGCGAUUUACUUUACCAUGAGCGAACUGCCGAUGAAUAGCUCCGGCAUGGUGGACCUCAGCUCUUCUGGAGAUAGUCUAUCAACACAACAGCUCACGGAGAUGCUCAGUUCAUCCCGACCCAGCAAGCGCAUUCCAGCGACAGUAAAAGAGCUAGCACUACAGCAGGUCUGGGCCCGCAUUCUCAACAUCGAUGUUGCCUCUAUCGGCGCUGACGACGGUUUCUUCCAAAGAGGUGGCGACUCUAUUUCGGCGAUGAGGCUAGUUUCAGAAGCCCGUCGCAUCGGCAUAGCAAUCUCUGUUGCAGACAUUUUCCGCAACCCGCGUCUAUCAGCACUGGCAAGUCUAUCCCCCCGUAUGGAGGAAGAGCUACCAGAUGAGAUUGAGGAGUUCAGCCUUCUUGGCGAAGACGUGGCACUCUCUCGUAGUCGCAUUGCGGCUGCUUGCCAUCUCGAGCCAAGUCUAAUCCAAGAUGCAUACCCCUGCACGUCACUGCAGGAAGGCCUUCUUUCAUUGACCACUCAGUCCUCCGGCGCCUACGUCGAGCGAAUCGUCGUGGCCCUACCAGAACAUGUCGACCUGGACAUGUUCCGCUAUGCCUGGGAGCAAGCUGUGCGAACUUUAUCUAUUCUUCGUACACGAAUUAUUCAUGACGAGCAAUUUGGCUUGGUUCAGGUGAUAAUCAGGGAGGAUAUUCAAUGGGCCAGCGGAGACGCCCUUAGUACGUUCCUCGAGCAGGAUGCUGUAGAGCUGAUGGGCCUUGGCCAACCUCUUUCUCGUUAUGCUAUAGUCCAAGACCAGACGCAACAAUCACAGCGUGCCUGGUUUGUUUGGACAAUACACCACGCACUUUACGAUGGGCAAUUUCUUGCCCGGGUCCCUCAGCUUAUCAGCAAAAUAUAUAAGGGACUACCGCAACCAGCCUUUAAAGACUUUAAAUACUUUGCCAGAUAUUUAAAGAGUAUAGAUACAGAGGUCCUCAACGACUACUGGCGGUCGGAAUUCAAAGGUUAUGAUUCUACGCCGUUCCCCACGCCACCAGGUACAAUCAUGGCAGCCAAUAGCAAGGCAGAGCGUCAACUUCAACUGCCGCCUGUUGCAGAUCCCACCAUUACCGUAGCUAAUCUUAUUCGUGCAGCCUGGGCGCUAGUAAUAGCGGCCGACUCAGGGACAAAUGAUGUUGUUUUUGGCGCCACGGUUACUGGACGCAAAGCAGAUGUCGCAGGUAUUGAGGACUUGGCAGGACCUACUAUUGCAACGGUACCGGUUCGAAUUCAGACAGUUGCAGCCCAAGGAGUUACUGCCUACCUCCGUCAGGUGCAGGAGCAGUCUAUUCAAAUGAUCCCAUAUGAGCAGGCUGGACUGCAAAGGAUUCGAGAGAUAUCCGAAGAGGCCAAUCGCGCUUGCCAGUUCCAAUCGCUACUUGUUAUUCAGCCUAGCCAGGAGGCGGAUAUCACCGAACUGGCCGGCGACGACCUUGGCCAAUGGACAAGUGAUUCGGAAGCGACAAGUUUCUCUACAUAUGCUUUAAAUCUUACGUGUUCUUUAACUAAUGACGGGGCCAAGUUUGAGGCUAUCUUCGAUUCGACAGCUAUUAGUGAAUGGAACGUCGAGGCCAUGCUAGAGCGGCUAUCCCAUAUCAUACAGCAGCUAGCAUCGAUUUCUGAAGGCCAGCCUCUCACCGUCGCCGAUAUUGACCUCCUUUCGGCAACUGACCGAAAACAAUUGUCGUUAUGGAACAGCACGGUGCCCGCAGCGGUGGAAAAGUGUGUCCAUAAUCUGAUAGAGGAGCAGGCCUUAGCGUGCCCACAGGCAACGGCCAUAUGUGCCUGGGAUGGCGAUUUAACAUACAGCGAGCUGGAUACUCAGGCAACCCGGCUGGCGCACCAUUUGGUCGAUCUAGGGGUAGGUCCAGAAGUCAUGGUAGCACUAUGCUUUGACAAGUCUAAGUGGGCGGUCGUUGCUAUGAUUGCCGUUCUCAAAGCUGGUGGCGCCUUUGUUCCUCUAGACAUGACACAGGCCUCAAGCCGGAGAGAAGCUGUCUUUGCCCAGAUCGGCGCGCAGGUAGUGUUAACAUCAAAUACAUACGUCGCGGUGCUUGCAACUCCUGGCCGGGCCGUUAUUUCUGUUGAUGACGAGAGCAUCCAGAACUUGCCAGCAACGUCGAGAACUCAACGAGCCUCACACCAGCAACCUUCCUCUGCUGCCUAUGUUUUCUUUACGUCUGGGAGCACAGGACAGCCCAAGGGCGUUAUGGUCGAUCACCGUGCCGUCAGUACUAGCUGCGUUAGUCAUGGACGCGAGAUUGGCUUCAACAAACAGACACGAAUGCUGCAGUUUACCUCGUACACGUUUGAUGUCAGCAUCAUGGAGGUGCUAACUACCCUCAUCUACGGGGGUUGUAUAUGUGUGCCGUCCAACGAGGAGAGGUUCAACGACCUGGAGGGAAGCAUCGAGAGAAUGAAGGCCAAUGUUGCUUCGCUUACGCCAUCGGUGGCGCGACUGGUAGAUCCAAGCCGGACGCCAUCAGUCAAGACAAUCGUGUUGGCUGGAGAAAACGCUAGCGACCAAGACCUCAACCGGUGGUCGCACAUUUCGCGAAUCAAUGCAUAUGGCCCAACAGAGAGUACUAUCUUCUGUUCAAUCAACAAGAUCAGCGCCAGCAACGACCGCGGUGGUUCAUGUAUAGGAAAGGCCGUGGGUUCGGUGAGCUGGGUGGUGUUACCCAGCGAUGCCAGCCGUCUCGCCCCCGUCGGGGCCAUUGGUGAGCUGCUUGUAGAAGGCCCAAUUCUGGCGCGAGGCUACUUUAAUGACCCGGAGAAGACGGCGGCGGCAUUUAUCGAGAAUCCACCGUGGCUGCUCCACGGCGGCCGCAAUGGGCGCCUGUAUAAGACGGGAGACUUGGUGCGAUAUAAUCCGGACGGCAGCCUGACUUAUCAGGGGCGCAAGGACAACCAGGUCAAGAUCCGCGGCCAGCGAGUCGACCUAGGUGAGGUUGAGUAUCAUGUACAAGCCUGUGUUCCCGGUAUUCGCCAGGUCGUUGCAGAGAUAGUUGUGCCUGGGGGAGACAGGGCAACACCUAUACUCGCGGCAUUCGUUGUCCUAGACAAAAAGCUGACGUCGAAUGAGGCACAAGUCAUCCACGUGAGCCGGGAAGCAGAGGACAAGUUGUCUGAGCGACUGCCCGCUUACAUGGUACCCAAAGUCUUCUUUGCCAUCGGCGAGAUUUCAAUCAACGGCUCGGGCAAAACAGACCGCGGCGUAUUGCGUCGCAUCGGGGCAGAGUUCUCCACGCAAAGGCUGGCCGAACUGCAGAGCAGCAGCCUUGCCAAUAAGCGAGCUCCAUCUUCAGAGACGGAGAAGGUAUUGCAACAGAUUUGGGCACGGGUUCUCAACAUUGACCCGGCUACCAUCGGAGCAGAUGAGAGUUUCUUCCGUCUCGGUGGCGAUUCGAUCUCGGCGAUGAUGGUAUCAGCAGCUGCUCGGUCCUCUCAGAUCGACGUCUCAACCGCAGACGUGCUCCGGAAGAAGACGAUAUCUCGGCUUGCGGCUAGUGCUCUCGUCCCCAAGCGCUCAUCCGGCCCCGAUCCUACAGACAAUCACGACGACGACGGCCAACCAUUCCAGCUGGGUCCUAUCCAACAGUUUCACACUCAACUGGAGCCCCAUCCCACCAAAUGUUUCGACCAGAACUUUCUCCUCAAACUACGCAAAGCGUUUCCGUUCGUCUCUGUGGCACAAGCCAUCGAGACCAUCGUGUCGAGACACCCCAUGCUGCGCGCCCGGUUUAGCCAGACAAGCGAAGGAGCAUGGCAGCAACGCAUCACCAACGAUAUAUCUGGCUCGUUUUAUAUAAGCAAAGCUUCAAAUGCAGCAAUUUCGGGGCCAGAAGAAGCGGAAUGCAUCCGCCAGUGCCGUGAAUUACUCGACAUUGAGAGUGGCCCACUUCUCGCGGCGGUUCUGUAUGAAGACGACGCCGAAAGCCAGAAGCUCUUUGUCACAGUCCACCACCUCGUCAUCGAUCUCGUGUCUUGGCGCGUGCUGCUCACGGAAUUGGAGGAGCUCCUAACCGUUGGAAAGCUGGACUCUCCCGUCACAACAAGUUUUCGUACGUGGUGCGACCUACAGGGGCAGUUCGCGGCGGAGCAUCUCGACAGUCAGCUCGAGGCUAUACAAGUCCCACCGCCGCUUUUGUCAUACUGGGGUAUACAAAGCGACGAGAAUGUUAUCGGGGCCACUACGGUCAAGUCGUUUGUUCUAGAUGAUGCAACCAGUGCGGCGAUUCUCGGCGACGACUGCAACCAAGUAUUCAACACUCGACCCAUGGAGCUGAUGGCGUCCGCCCUCGUGCACUCUUUCCGCAGUGUAUUCGAGGAUCGUGAAGCGCCGGCGAUAUUCAGCGAAGGCCAUGGUCGAGAGACUUGGGACGACGACAUGGACAUCGAUGUCACUCGCACCAUAGGCUGGUUUACAACAAUAUUCCCAGUAUAUGUGCCCAUGGCUCAAGGUGGUGCUGUGGCUGACACAAUCCGCCAGACCAAGGACUUUGUCCGCAAGCUAUCAAAGAAUGGCUGGUCGUAUUUCACAUCCAGAUUUGCAGACCAAAACAAGGCCAAGGCGAAUACUGCUGGAUUCCCUGCCGAGAUACUGUUAAACUUUGCCGGUUCAUAUCAACAGCUGGAGCGAGGUGCGUCACUCUUCGAACCGCUCCCGUUGCCAGAGGGCUGUGACCCGGCAUCCUUUUCUGGAGUGCGGCGAUAUGCUCUAUUCGACGUUUUCGCAGCAACAGACAAGGGCCGCCUGGCCAUUUCCGUUGUAUAUCCCAAGAAUGCCCGCCACCAAUCCAAAAUCAAUAUGUGGGUAGAGCAAUACCAGUCUCUUCUCCAAAGCAUGGCGUCACUGCUGCCACAACAAAGCCAACAGUGGACUCUGGCUGAUUAUCCAAUGGCCUUUUCGUCAUACGGUGACCUAGCUGAAUUCGAAACUAGCCUGCUGCCAGAGCUGAGCAUAACCAUGGCUGACAUUGAGGACAUCUACCCCUGCACGCCAGUCCAGGAACGGAUUCUGGCUACUCAAGCCAAAAACCCAGAGACCUAUCGGGUUGUACUAGAGUUCGAGGUGCUUGCCACCGGCGGCAGUGACCGAAUUGAUCUUUCCAGGAUCGAGCAGACUUGGCGUAGCAUUGUGCAGCGGCACUCACUGCUGCGUGCCCAUCUAGUCACCAGUAUGCCAGGGAGCUCAAGCACGAUGCAUGUUGUGCUGAAGGAUCCUGUUCCAAGCAUCUCACACAUCCCCUUCUCGAAUGGUAAUGGGGAUGAUAGCAAACAGAAGACCUGUCAUGCUUCUGUUGGCUAUGGCAAGCACGGCCUUCAACAUAACCUGUCCAUAUCUCAGCUCGACGGAGCCCGCGCUCAUCUCCGCAUCGAGAUGAACCAUGCUAUCAUAGACGGACACUCUGUAAAUGUCUUAAUUCGUGACUUUAGACAGGCAUAUCGUGGCAGCGCUAGCCCGCCCGCCCCCUUGCAUUCGGAAUUCAUCAAAUAUAUCCAACAGCAAUCGGGUCAAGCCGACCCUAAGUUUUGGCCAUCAUAUUUAGAUGGCGUUUCUUCAUGCCUCAUGCCCACCUCAGGUAGCAGUCAAAGGGAGAAUGGCACGUAUUUAGUUGAUGUUGCGGGUAUUGAUGCAGAUAAAAUACACAACUUCUGCAUGAAAUGGGAAGUGACGACAGCCACUGUUAUUCAGGUUGCUUGGGCCCUUGUUUUGCAACGGUAUACGGGAUCGAAGGUGCCCUGCUUAGGCAUGCUCACCUCAGGUCGGGAUGUACCCGUUGAUGAAGUCAAUGACAUGUUUGGGGCAUUGAUAUCCCUGGUUCCCUGCCGCAUACACCUUGACAAACCACGAACAGUCCUGAAGGUCCUGAAGGAUGUACAAGAGGAUUAUGCUGACUGCUUACCGCAUCAAACGUAUGCGUUGGCGGAAUUUACCAAGGCCGUUCCUCGUGCAGAGGUGGCAGAACUAUUCAACACCGCUAUAUCUUUCCAAAGAGCGGGAGGUGAAUCCGUAACGUUUGAGGAUGAAGGAGCAAUUAUCUAUCGGGGAGGACAAGAUCCAGUAGAGCAUGACAUCUACAUUAGAGUGCUUGAUGGGCCAAAGACGCUUAGAAUUGUCCUGGAGCUUUGGGAGGAUCGUAUCUCAAGGACCCAAGGCGAGGAGGUGGCAGCCUUUUUCGCUGUUGCAAUAUCCGCAGUUAUUUUUGCUCCUGAAGAGGAUAUCUUGAGCCUUACCUUGGGUGGGCAAUACAAGUUCGCCUACUGA
Messenger RNA from Trichoderma virens Gv29-8, 23544 nucleotides. Its product is annotated as non-ribosomal peptide synthetase. Gene Ontology annotation, cellular component: cytoplasm. Gene Ontology annotation, molecular function: catalytic activity; phosphopantetheine binding. Lineage: Eukaryota; Fungi; Ascomycota; Sordariomycetes; Hypocreales; Hypocreaceae. Gene Ontology annotation, biological process: amino acid activation for nonribosomal peptide biosynthetic process; secondary metabolite biosynthetic process. The record is from RefSeq and is a predicted model, not a curated record. The transcript is spliced from 4 exons. The coding region runs from base 1 to 23544 and encodes 7847 amino acids.